CUCUUUCCCCUCAGUCGCUUCACCUCCUGCAAACACACACAUGCAUGCGUUUAAGCCUAGAUCACGAUCACACACACUAACACACACGCCCUGCUCCUGCCCGCCAUCCUAGACUCUGUGUGUGAGGUGCCUCUCCAUUCUGCUUUAGCAAUGUCAGGUUUUGUGGAUGGAUAUCACUCCCUCUGGAGGAGAGCACGCUGAAACUUCCUUGUACCUCUCUUUCAUCUGUCAAGAACCUGGAGUUAUCUGCUGUCGUUGUCCGUGGCUCUGAAUGUCCUCUGCCAUGGCAAAGCGGGAGGCUGGGAGCACCAGCCCAGUAGUGCGUCAGAUAGACAAGCAGUUUCUGGUCUGCAGCAUCUGUCUGGAUCAUUACCGCAACCCCAAGGUCCUGCCCUGUCUGCACACCUUCUGUGAAAGUUGCCUCCAGAACUACAUUCCCCCAGAGUCCCUGACGCUCUCGUGUCCAGUUUGCCGUCAGACGUCGAUUCUGCCAGAAAAAGGAGUUUGUGCUCUACAGAACAACUUUUUCAUCACUAAUCUCAUGGAGGUCCUCCAGAGGGAACCAGAGUGCUCAAGGCCAGAAGCUUGCAGUGUGUUGGAGUCGGUUAGUGCAGCAGCUGCAGGGAAACCUCUGUGCUGCCCAAACCAUGAGGGAAAGGUGAUGGAGUUCUAUUGCGAGUCGUGUGAAACAGCCAUGUGUUUAGAAUGUACAGAAGGUGAACACAGGGAGCAUGUGACUGUUCCUCUGCGGGAUGUGGUAGAACAACACAAAGCUGCGCUGAAGACACAGCUGGAUGCCAUCCACAGCAGGCUCCCACAGCUGACAGCAGCCAUCGAUCUGGUGACUGAGAUCUCUCGUCAGUUAAAUGAAAGAAAGAAUGAGGCUGUAACAGAGAUUUCUAAUACAUUUGAGGAGCUGGAGCGAGCAUUACACCAACGCAAGACGGCCCUUAUAACAGACCUGGAGAACAUCUGUAGUGCCAAGCAAAAGGUCCUGCAAGCCCAGCUUUCAUCUCUCCUCCAGGGGAAGGAACACAUUCAGAGUAGCUGCAGCUUUACUGAACAGGCCCUCAGCCACGGAAGUGCAACUGAGGUACUGCUAGUUCAGAAGCAGAUGAGUGAGCGGGUAAUAGCACUUGCACGACACGAUUUCCCUGAGAGACCACAUCAGAACGCACAUCUGGACUGUCAGGUGGAGACUGAAGGUCUGAGGCGCUCCAUCCAGAACCUGGGGGUUCUCCUCACCACGGGGGCUGUGGCUCACACCUCUGUCGCCACAGGAGAGGGUCUCCGCCAUGCAGCAACCGGGCAGCACCACACCAUCACAGUGACGACAAAAGACAAAGAUGGGGAGUUGGUGCGAACAGGAAAUGCUGUUUUAAAAGCGGAGAUAGCAUCGGUCGACGGGAACCGGGCUGCGGAGACAGAGAUAUCGGACAAUAAGAAUGGGACGUAUGAGGUGGGCUACACAUUACGCACAGAGGGGGAGUACACCUUCUCACUGUUGCUGUAUGGCCAGCCGAUACGUGGCAGCCCGUUCCGUCUGCGGGCCGUCAAACCCUCAGAUGUACCACAGUCUCCAGAUGAUGUGAAGAGGAGGGUGAAGUCUCCCAGUGGGACGGGGGGUCACAUACGACAGAAGGCAGUGCGACGACCAUCCAGCAUGUACAGCACCACCAAGAAGAAGGAGAACCCCAUUGAAGAUGAGCUCAUCUACAGAGUCGGUUCCCGGGGCAGAGAAAAAGGCGAGUUUACCAACCUGCAGGGAAUCUCAGCCUCUAGUAACGGCAGAGUGGUGGUGGCCGACAGCAACAACCAGUGCAUACAGAUAUUCUCCAACGACGGCCAGUUCAAGAUGCGCUUCGGGGUCAGAGGUCGGUCUCCUGGUCAGCUGCAGAGACCGACAGGAGUCACCGUGGACAUGAACGGUGACAUUGUUGUAGCCGACUAUGACAAUCGAUGGGUGAGCAUCUUCUCAUCCGAUGGGAAGUUUAAGAAUAAAAUCGGCGCAGGUCGGCUAAUGGGUCCUAAAGGUGUGGCUGUGGACAAGAACGGACAUAUCAUCACCGUGGACAACAAGGCCUGCUGCGUGUUUAUCUUUCAGUCCAAUGGGAAGCUUGUGACUAAGUUUGGAGGCAGGGGGACGUCUGACAGACAGUUUGCAGAAAAACUUGGUCCAAACUAUAAUAAAUCUGGCUCAGUUUUCAGUCCCCACUUCGUCGCAGUGAACAACAAGAAUGAAAUUGUUGUGACUGAUUUUCAUAAUCACUCCGUCAAGGUGUACAGUGCAGAUGGGGAGUUCUUGUUUAAAUUCGGCUCUCAUGGUGAAGGCAAUGGGCAGUUCAACGCUCCCACAGGUGUGGCCGUCGACGCCAAUGGAAACAUCAUUGUAGCCGACUGGGGUAACAGCAGAAUACAGGUCUUUGACAGCACAGGCUCCUUCCUUUCAUACAUCAACACCUCAGCAGACCCCCUGUACGGACCCCAGGGCCUCGCCCUCACUUCAGAUGGACAUGUGGCCGUGGCCGACUCUGGAAACCACUGCUUCAAAGUUUACCGGUACCUGCAGUAGGAGGACACAGACAGAGACGACUCCCACACUGACCUUUAACAAACAUACUGGUAGUGGACAUAGAGCUGCAACAUGACGCUGUGUAGUCAUGUCUCACUAUUCUUUUUACUUUUCAUCUCAUCUACAAUAAUCUAAAUCUUUUCUGAAAACAACCACAAAAAGUGUUGUAAGAAGUAAUAUUAACCCUUGUGCUUCACUUUAAAAAUGUAUGCUUCAAUAAGGAU
Sphaeramia orbicularis (orbiculate cardinalfish) is the source of this 2796-nucleotide messenger RNA. RefSeq names its product tripartite motif containing 3b (gene trim3b). The transcript has 17 exons. Gene Ontology annotation, biological process: protein polyubiquitination; proteasome-mediated ubiquitin-dependent protein catabolic process. Lineage: Eukaryota; Metazoa; Chordata; Actinopteri; Kurtiformes; Apogonidae. Gene Ontology annotation, molecular function: protein binding; zinc ion binding; ubiquitin protein ligase activity. The record is from RefSeq and is a predicted model, not a curated record. The coding region runs from base 272 to 2572 and encodes 766 amino acids.